GCUGAUUAGUAAUUCAAGAUGGCGAUCGAAGAUGCUAAAUAUGUUUUCGUCCGGUGAAAAGGCGAGAUUGGGAAAUAAUUUUAAAGCAUAAGUGAACUAUAUGUAAUGUGUGAUCACUGAUGUCUAAGUUACGAAUGCCAUCUUUAGAUCGAUAGCCUUUCCGGCAACAUCACAAAUCGCGGCGAUGAGUUCCCGUGGGAGAAAAAUAAUAUUCAAAAGCUUUUCAAUAAUUUCGACACGUAUUUCUUCAAUUAUUCAUGUUUGCUUAUUUAACCAUGUUCCCCUACAUUGUCAUGAAUUAACCAAGUAUUGCUGUUUUGAAUAUUCUUCUAGCAAAGGAAGAUAAAAACAAGCGUUUCUUCAAGGAAAGGCAGAAUGAUGAGACUUACAUGGAAUACUUAAAAUUGUAAUUAGCAAGAGGAUUUUCGUUCCUUGUAGUGAGGGUACUCCACAUCAAGAGGUCGCAACGGUGGGAUUAAGGAGACUUGGUUCUUCUGAAGGCGGAGUCGAUCAAGAUUUAACUCGAUUGCCGCGCCGAUCAGUCAACAAACGGUGCGGUCUAACGUUGCUAAACAACUUGAAGUAAUAAACUGAUCAAUUAAAAUCGUUAUACUUGAACAAAGAUCUCAGUUCCUAUUGAUCAAUGUGCAUGAACAUGACUGGAGAUUGUGGAUACAAGUGCUUGAAAUUUAUGGUAGUUUUCUUCAAUUUAUUGUUUUGGCUUGCUGGCUGUACUUUGUUUGGUUUAGGAAUAUGGUUGCUCAGUAAUAAAGGAGAAGUAGCAGGAGAUUAUACUAAACUGGCGGGCUCCAUCAACUACAAAGCAGCACCGAUUUUAUGUGUUGUUAUCGGCGCAGUUACAAUUGUGGUGGCAUUUAUGGCGUGUUGUGGAGCAAUAAAAGAAAACCAAUGUAUGCUUGGUUCCUACUUUGCAUUUAUUGUGGUUAUAUUCUUUCUGGAAAUUACUGCAAUUGUUCUGACUUAUGUUAACAGGGAAGAAAUUGAGAACAAUUUACGAGGUGAUAUACAAGAAACUUUGAAUGAGUAUCAAGAUACUGACCAUGAAGCUGUCACAAGAGCAAUUGAUGAAAUACAAGGAAGUUUUAAAUGUUGUGGAAAUUAUCAAUACGUUGAUUGGUUCAACACCAGUUGGGGGAGAAGGAAUGAAGGAUCCAUCCCUAAAAGCUGCUGCAAAGACCCUUCCGAUGUCACAUGUAAUAAAAAUGCCACUCAGGAUCCAACUAAAGUCUACACCCAAGGUUGUUAUGACUUUGUUAGGAAAUAUCUCUUGAACAAUCUUCAUGUGAUCAGUGGAUUUGGCAUAUGGAUUGCAGUUAUUCAAAUAAUGGGAAUGAUAUUCUCUUUAUGUUUAUGUUGUCAGAUCAGGUAUAAUGAUGACACUUAUGUGUGACUGUAUUUUGAAGUGUAGUUUAUAGCUGUGCUGUAUGAUUAAUUAUUAGCUUGAUGUAUGAUUAAUUAUUGGUAUUUUUGAUUUGUGAGGGAAGUGAAAUGUUGAUGUUGUCC
Messenger RNA from Pocillopora meandrina, 1524 nucleotides. NCBI's taxonomy places the organism in Eukaryota, Metazoa, Cnidaria, Anthozoa, Scleractinia, Pocilloporidae. The record is from the annotation of a GenBank genome assembly.